UGAUACGUCUAGUGCAUACUAAAAUCGGUGAUACCUUCGGAGCUGCUCCACGCAUAUUUCGAGUUCUGCAUUUUUUAUAACUUUGCAUUGCAUUAUGCAGUUGUCCAAAGUUUCCGACACGCUACCUACAGUUACGUCCAACAACGAUAACAUUCGAUAGAGAAAUACUUUUUGCUGGUCAGCCACCGAGCAAAUUCGCCGGAGUAUCCAUCCUCCACCAGAAAUCAGACAGGCGUGACUCAUCACCGUCGAUUGGAUCGUCUCAUAGUAUGAUCGGGUGCUCUUACUCUUGUUGAUUGAUUCCUUAAAAGGGUUUCCUUAGAGUUUAUCAAAACGCGCCACGCGGCGUCGUUUUGAUUUUCAGUUGACAAAACCGGUAACCGGUAGUCCUUUUUGAGUUUUUAAACUGAAGAGUGAGUAUGUGGUUUAGUUAAGGUUAGAGAGAAAUGAAGGCGCUAGGCAUUGUCGUUGGUGCUGCCCCAUUGCCCGUGCUGUGUUCGAGUGCUCGGAACCAUCGUUUUCGCGUUUCCUUUUCUUCUCCUUCGUCGGGUUCCAAAACGGUGGAACACGUGGGAAUUGCAGCUGCUAAACCUGAAUACAAGCCUGGGGUGUUUGAUGACAUGUUUCUCAAUUUGUUCCGCAACAAAUUGGUACAGGAAGUUGGAUGGGACUCGAAGGAACCUGGAUACGAUGGACUAAUUGAAGUUGCGCAUCGUCUAAUGAUGAAGGGCACUUCCAAUUCUACUACCGUGGAAUCAGCGGUACGAAUAUUGAGGUCUCUGUUCCCUCCAUAUCUUUUGGAGCUCUAUAAAAUGCUCAUAGCUCCCAUAGGAGGAGGCAAAAUUGCGGCUAUGAUGGUUGCAAGGGUUACUGUAUUGACUUGCCAAUGGCUAAUGGGCCCUUGCAAAGUGAAUUCUGUAGAUCUACCAGAUGGAACCUCAUGCAGUAGUGGGGUGUUUGUGGAAAGAUGCAGGUAUCUGGAGGAAAGCAAGUGUGUUGGUAUUUGUACCAACACCUGUAAGUUUCCGACACAGACCUUCUUCAAGGAUCAUAUGGGGGUUCCAUUACUUAUGGAGCCUAACUUUGGCGAUUACAGCUGUCAGUUCAAAUUUGGAGUUCUUCCCCCACAAGAUGAUACCAUCGUGAAGGAGCCAUGCUUGGAAGCAUGUCCAAACGCUUCCCGAAGACGCUUAUUAGCCAACAAUGUAGAUGUAACUAUGUGCCCAAAGACAUGAAUACAUUUUUCUGAGGCUUGGGGUUUUCACCUUUAUGUUCACUGUCCAAAGCCUCUUGUACAUUCUUGAAGAAGGAAAUAGACAGCGAGAACUCAUCUUUGACCCAUGAAAUUAGUAAUACAACUUAUCCUUUUGCAAUUACAUUAUAUGGAGUGCUGAUAUUUUGUACUUGAAUACAACAUUGAUAUUUAAUCUCCUGGGUUUAGACAUUUUACGAUAAUGAUAUAAUACAAAAGCGUAUUUGUCUUU
This is a messenger RNA of Vigna unguiculata (cowpea), 1484 nucleotides long. Its product is annotated as beta-carotene isomerase D27. The record is from RefSeq and is a predicted model, not a curated record. Lineage: Eukaryota; Viridiplantae; Streptophyta; Magnoliopsida; Fabales; Fabaceae. Gene Ontology annotation, molecular function: iron ion binding.